Cucumis sativus (cucumber) is the source of this 1461-nucleotide messenger RNA. RefSeq names its product probable WRKY transcription factor 15. NCBI's taxonomy places the organism in Eukaryota, Viridiplantae, Streptophyta, Magnoliopsida, Cucurbitales, Cucurbitaceae. The record is from RefSeq and is a predicted model, not a curated record. Gene Ontology annotation, molecular function: sequence-specific DNA binding; DNA-binding transcription factor activity. Bases 230 to 1114 code for a protein of 294 amino acids. The transcript is spliced from 3 exons. Gene Ontology annotation, biological process: regulation of DNA-templated transcription.
UGGAGACAGCGGGUGUAUUUAGAGACUUUAAUGGCCGAAAUUCAGAACCCAUUUUGACCACACUCUACAAAUCUCUCUUUUUCUCUCUACCUGUCCCACUCUCCUCCUCUUUAUCAAUCCCCAAAUCCAACGUUCGUUCCUCUCUCCUAUUUUUCUUUUACUUUUUCCUUUUCUUGUUCUUACACCCAAAGUUGUUUUUGUGUGUUUUGAUAUUGAUGAGUAUGUAGAUAUGGCCGUGGACCUCAUCUCCCACCUUUCCCCACUCCCCACUAUGGAACCCAACGCCGUCCAAGAAGCCACUUCCGGCCUCGAAAGCGUCCACAAACUCAUCCGAUUACUCUCCAUUCCCAAUCCCCAUUCCUUACCUUCCUCCACUCAAUCCCCAAUCGAUUUCCCUACCGACUGCCGUGCCGCCGCCGACGCUGCCGUCUCCAAGUUUAAAAAGGUCAUUUCCCUCCUCGGCCGUAGUCGUCUCGGCCACGCUCGCUUCCGCAGAGCUCCUCUGCCUCAACAACCUCAUUACGUUACUCCCAUCCAGCAGAUCCCACCCCAUCCCCAUCUUAAUAACAACAACAACAUCAACGACGAAUCUCUUAAUUUCUCCGCUCAUAAUUCCUUCAUUUCUUCGUUGACUGGCGACGCCGAUACCAAACAUCCUUCUUCCUCUUCCUCGCCUUUUCUCAUUUCCAACCUGUCCCAGGUCUCCUCUGCUGGGAAGCCCCCUCUUUCUAGUUCUUCCCUUAAGAGGAAGUGCAGCUCCGAAAACUUGAGAUCCGGCAAGUGCGCGGCUGCUUCUUCCUCUUCUCGAUGUCACUGUUCCAAGAAGAGAAAAUUGAGGGUGAAGAGAGUGGUGAGAGUUCCGGCAAUAAGCUUGAAAAUGGCGGACAUCCCACCGGACGAUUAUUCAUGGAGGAAAUAUGGUCAAAAGCCCAUUAAAGGCUCUCCACAUCCCAGGGGUUAUUACAAGUGUAGCAGUGUAAGAGGUUGUCCAGCCCGGAAACACGUAGAACGGGCCGUAGACGAUCCGGCGAUGCUAGUGGUGACUUACGAAGGAGAACACAAUCACACCCUCUCUCUCCCCGAAACCUCUACUCUCAUCCUCGAGUCCUCAUAGAACAUCUCCAUCGUUAAUUUCAUCUUAAUCUUCAAUCAGAUCCCAGGGUCAGUUUUUUUCCACGUUAUUUAUCAUAUGAUAUUUAUAUUAAUGGUCCUCUUCCUUUUCUCACUAUAACUCUUUCUUUUCUUGAACAAUGUGAAUUUGUCUAUUAUUAUUAUAUUUUAAAAAUGGGGAAGAAAACAGAAAAAGGAAAAAGGAAGGUAAAGAUUGUGGAUUUGGUAUUAGUUGGAGUAGGAUGCUUUUUUAGAAAGGAAAAAAAAAAAAACAAUUUUUUUUCCAUUUCAUUUCAUUUCUUAAGCACUUCUAAUUACUUAAUUUUCAUGCCAACUUCUUGCUUUGCUUUA